AUCUGUCAUGUUUAUUCUCUGAUGUCAAUUACAAGUCAAGUCACAAGACUUCCAGUGAAAUCAUACUAGUAAAAAGGGUGUAAAUUUUUGAAUUCGUUUAUCGAUAUAAAUUUUAAAAAUGGCAUCUAAUUUGACCGCCGGAGCGGAUCAUAACAUUAAAGACAUAAUUACGUCUUUGGAUGAUGAUAAAACAGAUAUGCUGGCUGCCACUAGUGUAUUACAACAAAGAGCCACUGAUAUUAGAAAUCAACAUGUCAACUGGUUAUCAUAUUUACAAUCCCAGAUGAUAUCUCAAGAGGACUACGAUUUUAUUGUAGCAUUCGAUGUUCCUGAUAGUGCGAAAAGAGAAGAACUUUUGCUAAAAAAUAGAAAUCAAUGCGCCCAAACGUUCCUGAAUUUAUUAGGUCACGUUUCCAAAGACCAAACGCUACAAUACAUUUUAGUUUUAGUGGAUGAUAUGCUACAGGAGAAUCGAAGCCGCGUGGAAAUAUUCCACGAAUACGCCAAUAAGAAGAAGGAAUCUGUAUGGGGACCGUUUUUGAAUCUUCUCAAUCGUCAAGAUGGUUUUAUAACAAACAUGACUUCGAAAAUAAUAGGAAAGAUAGCGUGUUGGUCUCAUACUCUAAUGGAACGAUCCGAUUUACAUUUCUACUUGACGUGGCUCAAAGAUCAAUUAAAAAUGCAGAAUAACGAAUACAUUCAAUCGGUAGCUAGAUGUCUGCAGAUGAUGUUACGUAUCGAUGAAUAUCGUUUCGCGUUCGUUUCCGUUGAUGGAAUAUCAACUUUAUUGUCUGUCUUAUCCGGUAGAGUAAACUUUCAGGUGCAAUACCAGUUGAUAUUCUGUUUGUGGGUAUUGACUUUCAAUCCUCUAUUGGCGGAAAAAAUGAAUAAAUUCAACGUUAUACCUAUAUUGGCUGACAUAUUGAGCGAUUCAGUUAAAGAAAAAGUUACUAGAAUCAUUCUCGCUGUGUUCAGGAAUUUAAUCGAGAAACCGGAAGACCAACAAGUUUCCAAAGAGCAUUGCAUAGCUAUGGUACAGUGCAAGGUGCUGAAACAAUUGGCUAUAUUGGAACAACGCAAAUUUGACGAUGAAGAUGUAACAGGAGACGUGGAAUUUUUAACGGAAAAAUUGCAGAGUUCCGUUCAGGAUCUCAGUUCGUUUGAUGAAUAUUCUACUGAAGUUAAAUCAGGUCGUUUGGAAUGGUCACCCGUACACAAAAGCAAAUUUUGGCGAGAAAACGCUCAAAGGCUCAACGAAAAAAAUUAUGAGCUGUUGCGCAUCCUUAUCCAUUUAUUGGAAACCAGCAAGGAUCCUUUGGUAUUGAGCGUAGCAAGUUUCGAUAUAGGCGAAUACGUCCGUCACUAUCCUCGUGGAAAACAUAUAAUCGAGCAAUUGGGCGGGAAACAAUUGGUGAUGCAUUUGUUGGGACACGAAGACCCUAAUGUAAGAUACGAGGCGCUUUUGGCAGUUCAGAAAUUGAUGGUUCACAAUUGGGAGUAUCUCGGUAGGCAAUUGGAGAAAGAGCAGAGCACCGAUAAGUCGACAUCUAAAGGUGGAGCAGCUGUUACCGGAAAAGCUUAAAAUAUCUGGUGGCAUCACCCUAUAUAGUAUUUUUUUUUGUUUAUUUUCAGAUGUAUAUAGAAACAUUCCUGGUUUGUUGUUGGUGUUAAUGCUUAUAACAAAUAUGCAAAUUUUAAAUAUAUCGUUUUAACCUCAAAAAAUAUUUUUUAAUUCAUCGUUUGAUGGGGUAUUUAUUAGUCUGGGUUGUUGGAGCGGAUAAGUUCAAAGUUUUAAAGAUUUUUUCCUGUUUUUUUCUCACUUCAAUUCACGAUUUUUUCCCUAUUUUUCAAAGUUUUCUUUCUCGUGCUUCUGUUUUUCGAUUUUCGAUUUUUUUAAAUUUGUGUCAUUUUAUACAAAAAAAAAA
Molecule: messenger RNA, 1925 nt
Organism: Diorhabda sublineata
Lineage: Eukaryota; Metazoa; Arthropoda; Insecta; Coleoptera; Chrysomelidae
Gene: VhaSFD
Product: V-type proton ATPase subunit H
Exons: 8
Coding region: 119-1582 (487 amino acids)
Biological process (GO): proton transmembrane transport
Cellular component (GO): vacuolar proton-transporting V-type ATPase, V1 domain; lysosomal membrane
Molecular function (GO): proton-transporting ATPase activity, rotational mechanism; protein binding
Source: RefSeq, a predicted model, not a curated record